Messenger RNA from Sordaria macrospora k-hell, 3018 nucleotides. RefSeq lists its product as uncharacterized. Gene Ontology annotation, cellular component: spliceosomal complex; intracellular anatomical structure. Gene Ontology annotation, molecular function: 3'-5' RNA helicase activity; RNA binding; ATP binding. Gene Ontology annotation, biological process: mRNA splicing, via spliceosome. NCBI's taxonomy places the organism in Eukaryota, Fungi, Ascomycota, Sordariomycetes, Sordariales, Sordariaceae. The record is from RefSeq and is a predicted model, not a curated record.
AUGGGUCACGACGAUGAUGACGACCGGUCCUUUAAACGACGAAAGAUCGAUUUCAACCCACUUCGCUCCGAUGACCGUUUCUCCGAUCUCCCGUCGCGCGCGCCACACAAGGGCUCUAGGGGUACCAAUGGCAACAAUGGGUCCUUGAACUCCCGAGCUUCCACCCCUCGUGUCGGGUCCAAAUAUGGUGGCGGAGAGACACCUCGGCAGAACGAGUUUGACGGCCCCAAACCCGGCGUAAACGACGACGACGCAACCAAUGCCCUCGACCGAGAUUGGUACGGCGGUGACGAUGACCUCGGCGGUCACACGUUUGGUGAUGACAGCCACAACCCCUUCGGCGAUGAAGGCGCUUGGGCGGCUCAGGAAAGGGAGGCGGCCCUGGCGGAAAAGAAGAUCGGGCAGAUGGCGCGCGGUAUGAGCGCACGGCAGAUACAGAAGCAAAAGGAUGUCGACGCCUGGGAGACAAACCGAAUGCUCACUUCAGGCGUCGCGCAAAGGAGGGAUCUGGGGCAAGAUUUCGAGGACGACCAGGAGGGUACCAGAGUGCAUCUCCUAGUGCACGACCUACGACCUCCUUUCCUGGAUGGACGAACCAUCUUCACAAAGCAGUUGGACCCUGUCCCCGCCGUGCGCGAUUCUCAGAGUGAUAUGGCUGUCUUCGCUCGAAAAGGAAGUAAGGUGGUCAGGGAAAGGAGGACGCAACGCGAGCGCCAAAGACAGGCGCAGGAGGCCACCAAGGUAGCGGGAACUGCUCUAGGCAACUUGAUGGGAGUCAAGGAGGAAGAUACCGACAGCGCCCUCCCUAUCGCGGUGGAGGAGGUCGGCAAGAGCAAAAACAUGAACAAGUUCAGUGAGCAUAUGAAGAAGGAAGAGGGUGCCAGCAAUUUCAGCCAAACCAAGUCCUUGAGAGAGCAGCGCGAAUUCCUUCCUGCUUUUGCUGUACGAGAAGACCUGCUGCGCGUCAUCCGUGACAAUCAGGUUGUCAUUGUAAUUGGAGAAACAGGCUCUGGUAAAACGACACAACUUACCCAGUUUCUCUACGAGGACGGUUACGGCAAGACGGGCAUGAUCGGUUGCACCCAGCCCAGGAGAGUCGCGGCUAUGAGUGUAGCGAAGCGUGUUGCCGAGGAGAUGGAGGUGAAGCUUGGCAGCACGGUAGGCUAUGCCAUCCGCUUCGAGGACUGUACCAGCAAGGAUACGGUUAUUAAGUACAUGACGGAUGGUGUUCUUCUACGCGAAUCGCUGAAUGAACCAGACCUGGACCGCUACUCCUGCGUUAUCAUGGACGAAGCCCACGAAAGAGCUUUAAAUACGGAUGUUUUGAUGGGAUUGUUCAAGAAAAUCCUCCAAAGGCGCCGUGAUUUGAAGCUAAUUGUCACGUCUGCGACGAUGAACGCGAAGAGAUUUUCCGACUUCUAUGGCGGCGCACCCGAGUUCACCAUCCCCGGAAGAACCUUCCCCGUGGACAUCAUGUACCAUCGGUCACCUGUGGAGGAUUACGUGGACCAGGCUGUGCAGCAAGUUCUAGCGAUUCAUGUGGGAAAACCAGCAGGCGAUAUCCUCGUCUUCAUGACCGGCCAGGAAGAUAUUGAGGUCACCUGCGAGCUCAUCCGCGAGCGGCUAGAUGCUCUCAACGAUCCGCCGAAACUCAGUAUUCUUCCCAUUUACAGUCAAAUGCCCGCAGACUUGCAGGCCAAGAUAUUCGACAGGGCCGCUCCGGGAGUCCGAAAGGUCAUCGUGGCCACGAAUAUUGCGGAAACCAGUUUGACUGUGGAUGGUAUCAUGUACGUGGUUGAUGCAGGAUAUUCCAAGCUCAAGGUAUACAACCCACGAAUGGGUAUGGAUACCCUUCAGAUUACGCCUAUUUCACAAGCGAACGCCAUGCAGCGUGCUGGUCGCGCCGGUCGCACUGGACCUGGUCAAGCAUAUCAUCUGUUCACCGAGAAGGCCUUCAAAGAUGAGAUGUACAUGCAGACCAUCCCGGAGAUUCAGAGAACGAACUUGAGCAAUACCGUUCUGCUCCUCAAGUCGCUCGGUGUCAAAGACCUCCUUGAUUUCGACUUUAUGGAUCCUCCACCUCAGGAUACCAUCAGCACAUCGCUGUUCGAUUUGUGGGCGUUGGGCGCACUAGACAACCUUGGAGAGCUCACCGACCUAGGGCGCAAGAUGAACGCCUUCCCAAUGGAUCCGCCUCUUGCCAAACUGCUCAUCACGUCGGAGGAAUACGGAUGCAGCGAGGAAAUGGUCACCAUUGUUUCGAUGCUCUCCGUUCCCAACGUGUUUUACCGGCCAAAGGAACGACAAGAAGAGUCAGAUGCGGCUCGCGAGAAGUUCUUUGUACCGGAAUCGGACCACUUGACCUAUCUGCACGUCUACACACAGUGGAAGGCCAACGGGUAUAACGACGGUUGGUGCGUGCGACACUUUUUGCACUCCAAGUCGCUUCGUCGGGCCAAGGAAGUUCGCGAACAGCUUCUGGAUAUUAUGAAGAUGCAGAAUAUGAAGAUGAUGAGCUGCGGCACCGACUGGGAUGUCAUUCGCAAGUGCAUUUGCUCUGGCUACUACCACCAGGCAGCAAAGGUCAAGGGCAUCGGCGAGUACAUCAACCUGAGGACGAGUGUCACCGUCCAACUGCACCCGACCAGUGCACUCUAUGGACUGGGCUUCUUGCCAGACUAUGUGGUGUACCACGAGCUUAUCCUCACAAGUAAAGAGUACAUGUCAACGGUCACCUCGGUGGACCCUCACUGGUUGGCGGAUCUCGGUGGUGUGUUCUAUUCGGUCAAGGAGAAAGGAUAUUCGGCACGGGAGAAGAGGAUCACGGAGACGGAGUUCAACAGGAAAAUGGAGAUUGAGGCACAGAUGGCAGCGGACAAGAAGCGACAAGAGGACCAGCUGCACGAGGAAGAAGAGCUUCAGCUUGUGAAGAAGGCGGCCCCAUCGAAGGACAAGAAAGUGGUCAAGUCGGGUGCUGUGGUAAAACCGGCCAGAAAACGCGCUGGAAGGGGGUUCUAG